This is a messenger RNA of Gadus macrocephalus (Pacific cod), 1561 nucleotides long. It is a transcript of the gene higd1a, whose product is annotated as HIG1 hypoxia inducible domain family, member 1A. The coding region runs from base 165 to 446 and encodes 93 amino acids. Gene Ontology annotation, biological process: mitochondrial respirasome assembly. The transcript is spliced from 4 exons. Gene Ontology annotation, cellular component: mitochondrion. NCBI's taxonomy places the organism in Eukaryota, Metazoa, Chordata, Actinopteri, Gadiformes, Gadidae. The record is from RefSeq and is a predicted model, not a curated record.
ACAUUUUGCCGACGUCACGAUUACGUGCCAAAAGCCUCGACAUAUGACGAAACAGAAACCGCUUCCGGUCUCUAGUGCGUUUCAGCGAGUCAAGAUCACACACCACCAGUGCAGUCCUUUGCCAGAGUAGUUCCUAACGAACUAUCACAAGGAAGUUAUUCAAGAUGACAGACGCUGAUAAUUAUAAUGAAUCCAAGUUCAUGCGGAAAGCGAAGGAGAAUCCAUUUGUCCCAGUUGGAAUGGCUGGGUUCUUUGCCAUUGUCGGGUACAGACUUUAUAAAAUGAAAAGUCGCGGGGAUACCAAGAUGUCCGUGCACCUGAUCCACAUGCGUGUAAUGGCCCAGGGCUUCGUGGUGGGAGCCAUGACUAUCGGUGUCAUUUACUCGAUGUACAGAGAUUUUGUGGUGAAGCCCAGAGAAGCACAAAAAGCCCUGGAACCCAAGUGAACUCUCUUCUAAUAUUUAUUGUUUUUAUUAUCCCUUUAAUAUUACAUCCUAUUAAGGUGUUUGAAAUGUUUUUUUUUAUAGAGAUCAUACAUUGUAUAUGCACCUUCCACAGCUCACCUCUGCUGUAAAUAGUCAUGCUAUACCAUUAUCUAUGGAUUUGAUAGUGGUUCCUAUCAAUCACAGCCUAUAUUAUAAGAUACAAUAUAAGAUAUCCCCUCAGUAUUCAGAAACGGGUUUUGGAAAAUUGAUCAUGAAGGCUGCCUGAGGAUGACAUCCGAAGUAGAAUGUGUUAUUUCAUAUUCACAAGCAAUUUGGAAAGUUGUUUAAUGCCACUACCUGUGAAUAUGUAACUACAUGAUCAGAUGUUCUUUAUGACAUGACUGCAUUUUGCACGUAGUCUGAUUCACAUUUAUUAUUUAAUUGUCUCACCAGCCGGCAAUGAGCAGUAUCCUGCCAAAGUAAUAUAUUUAUUGUUGAUGAAUUUUUUUUUUUUGCCAAACUAAACACGGUUGAACAUUUGUAUUUUGACAAUUUUUUUGUGAUCGCGGUGACAGUUGGGUCUCUUAAAGGCACCCAGUGCAACUUUCGAGGCUUAAAAAUAAACAUUCAAUUUCUAGUCUUUUUUACACGUAGUAAGUUUCAAUAACUCCAUACCAUUACAUACCGACAUUUAAGCAGCAAAGAUGAGACGUCGUUGUGUGGUGAGAACUGAUACAAAAUCGAUAACAACAACAAUGCCGCCAUUUUCUUUAUUUUUUGUAACCUACAAUAAAUAAAGCAGGCUUCCAGUCAAUGGAAAAAUGGCUUCUCCCCACCGGCGAUUGUUGUUGUUUACGAUUUUCUAUCAGUUCUCACCACACAACGACGUCUCAUCUUUGCUCCUUGAAUGUCGAUAUGUAAUGGUAUGGAGUUAUUGAAACUUACUACGUGUAAAAAAGACUAGAAAUUGAAUGUUUAUUUUUCAUUGAAUGUUUACAUAAAGUUGCACUGGGUGCCUUUAAUUAAACCUUGGCUGAAGGUACGAAACUCAAAAUACCAAACAAAUCAUUGACAUAUUUUUUUCCUUUUGGAAUAUUUAGUUUCAGAGUCAUAAUAAACAGACUUGUGGAUCAUUA